Molecule: messenger RNA, 1886 nt
Organism: Ziziphus jujuba (common jujube)
Lineage: Eukaryota; Viridiplantae; Streptophyta; Magnoliopsida; Rosales; Rhamnaceae
Exons: 4
Coding region: 1223-1501 (92 amino acids)
Molecular function (GO): metal ion binding
Source: RefSeq, a predicted model, not a curated record
AUCUUUAAAAAAGAGGCUGGGUUUAGUCCGUUAUACAGUAGAAAAGUUGGAUCCUUUUUCCACUUUCUGUUUAACGAGUUUGGUUGAUGAAUUUUAGCUGCAAAUUGAAAUUCCGCUUUUGCUUGUAAAGGGAGUUUGAUAUUUUGAAAAAGGAGGGUGGUUCUAGUCCGUUAUACAGUAGAAAAGUUGGGUACACCAAUGAAAUUUGACCAGUGUGCGUCGUUUGCCGUAUUCUAUUUGAUGAUCUGGUGGCAAUUAGUAUGAUUUCUGUCUUGUGGCCAUUCAGACUAGAAUAGUGUUGGCAUCAGCUUAGUGGACGGCUGGUCAUCUACGAUUAGUCAACAGCAAUAGCAAUAUCUAAAUUUAAUAUAUUUAAUGCUAGCACAAGCCACCACUUGUUUGACUUUGGGUGGGUUUCUGGAAUCAUUACGUGUAAAUCCAUAAUAUACAUACUUUUAUAAUUUUAGAUUUAAACAUUAUUAUAUUAAUUUAAAUCAUUUAUUAGGGGGUCAAAAAACACAAAAAAAUAAAAAAAAUAAAAAAGGGAGAAAAUUCUAUUCUACUCUUUAUUGGGAAUUUUCAAAACAUAAAAAAAGGUGAAUUUUGACGGUAUAUAUGUAUUUAGUCCACUAGUCUCCAUAUUAUUUCAAUAAACCAAUCUUUAAAAGUUGGAAAUUGUCUUAAGUUUGAAUAACGAGGAUAGAGGGUUUGGUAAACAUGUCACCAAUCUCAUUGCUAGUGAAGCUCAGUCAGAGCCAAGAAAGCCCCAUCAAAAAUUAGGAAACAAUUAUCUGUGUGCUAAUAUGGGUUAAGUUGAGAUCAUCAAAUAUUAUUAAGAAAAUUAUUUGAUAAUUAUGACUAAUUUUUUGUUAGGAGACAGUGACUAGAUAGAUUAAUUUAACUUAAAGUUGGAUAAUAAAGAGAGAUGGAAUUGGUCUUAUAAGCAACCUCGAAGGAAUAAUUUCAGUGAAGAAAACGAAAAAGAGAGAGAGAGAGAAACAAGGGAAAACAAGCACUUUGUGGGACAGACUUUUUGUGAAAUAAAGGAUCUUUGUCAACUAGGCAAAAGACCGUUUUCACUUUACUGAACUAUUUUUAUCCUUCUUGGUUGCCUUGCCUUCCAACAAACUGAAAAGCUGAAGCUACUUAGAAAGAUGAGAUUGCUCUUUCACCGCAGAAGAGGCUGUUCUUAGAUCUUUUUCUCUCUUUUUCUUUCUGCGAGAUGCGAUUCAAUUACCUAGGCAUGGCUUGUGGUGAUCGGAAUAAGAUAAAGAAGCUCUCUGGAAUUGGAAUUAGAAAGUCUAAGAGCUUGUUGCCUCCUGGAACUAGUCUUGCUUCUGUUGAAUCCUUAUCCGUGCCUCUUGUUCAGGAAAUUGUUCUUUCUGCGGAUAUUCGGUGUAGCCAAUGUCAAAAGAGAGUAGCUGAUAUAAUGUCCAGAAUGAGUGACGGGCAUGGGUGUAUAACUUACCUGGCUGAGGGUGACAUGGCGUUUCUAGGCUAGUGUAGUACAAGUUAAAUACCAUGACAUUUUACAGUUGUGAUUGGUUAAAGUUUAAAGCUCAGGGAAUCCUGUUUUGUUUAUGGGACCAUUUUACAUGUGUUUGCAUGGACAUUUUGUGAUGAAUUGGGGGUCCUUUUUCAUUGUACUGUCUUGUCAUGAACUCUUUCAAUUUGGAGUUACAUGCCUUAUGAUGAAAAAAUUAUUAUAGUUUUGCAUCCCUUUUGGGAUCAAUUUGGAGAAGUCUCAAUUAUUAGGAAAAUGAGUUUUUCCAACAUUCAUAAUAGGUCGAAUCCUUGUGAGUAUAUGGGUGUUUCAAGUGGCCUUGCAUUUCAAGCUUAUAAAAUAUAUAUAUAUAUGUACAUGUAUAUGUAUAUAUAUAUAUAUA